Molecule: messenger RNA, 1233 nt
Organism: Rhagoletis zephyria (snowberry fruit fly)
Lineage: Eukaryota; Metazoa; Arthropoda; Insecta; Diptera; Tephritidae
Source: RefSeq, a predicted model, not a curated record
AUGGAGAUCAUCCGCCACCAGGUGCUGAUCCCCGUGGCGGAGGUGCAGGUGCGGGCCUGCCCGUCGGCCAGCGACCACGAGGCGGACUUCCGCUGGGAGCUGGUGCAGCUCAAGUCGAACCAGCAGGCCGGGAAGCGGUCGGAGAAGAUCUUUCGCCUGGGCAAUAGUACAAACGAGUACCGAAACGCCUUCAUCCGCAACAUUCGAAUGAUCAUUCGCGAGGACGUUCGUCGCAUGGACGUCAUCAGCAGCAACAGCGGCGCCCGGCCGGUGUCCACCGGGCGGGCGGAGACCAGCCCCACCGGAAAGCGGCCUGUCGAUGGCGAUGGAAAAAGCGGGGGCGGCAAGAAGACGAUGGUCUCCUUUGCCAGCACGCAGAACCUCAGCAAGUGCGGCUACUGCGGCGAGGACCUCAGCGGAACUGCCAAUGUGCUGGUCGGUCAGCCGCUGGACACCAUCAAGGUGAAGAUGCAGACCUUUCCACAUCUGUACAGCAAUACGGUCAUCUGCUUUCGGCAGACUCUUGCGAAGGACGGCAUCCGCCGAGGCUUGUACGCAGGCACACUGCCCGCACUGGCGGCGAACAUUGCUGAAAAUUCGGUCCUUUUCUGCGCCUACGGCUUCUGCCAGAAGCUGGUGCAGGCGGCCACACAGAAGGACUCCUGCAAUGCGCUGGAGAAUGCCACCGCGGGCUUCCUCGCCGCCUUCUUCUCCUCCUUCACCCUCUGUCCGACUGAGCUGAUCAAGUGCAAGUUGCAGGCACUUCGAGAGACGGGAACGGCGUCAAUUGGCGCAUUCAAGCUGACGGGAGACAUUCUUAAGGCGGAGGGCGUGCCCGGCCUCUUUCGUGGCCUCACCUCGACGAUGUUCCGCGAGAUGCCGGGCUACUUUUUCUUCUUUGGCGGCUACGAGCUCUCCAAGUCGAUGCUCGUCUCCCCGGCCGACCCCGACCCGAACAAUCUCGGCCUGGUGAAGACCACCAUCGCCGGCGGCAUCGGCGGCAUGUGCCUCUGGACGUCCAUCUUUCCCUUUGACGUGGUAAAGUCACGCAUUCAAAUCGAGUCGAGCACCGAGUCGAUGACCAGCGUCCUGAGGAAGGUGGUGAAGACGGAGGGCGUUCGUGGCCUGUAUAAAGGGCUGACGCCGACGCUGCUGCGCACCUUUCCUUCUACGGGGGCGCUCUUUGUCGCCUACGAGAACACCAAGUACUACCUGACGAGGGCGGCCAGCUAA